Molecule: messenger RNA, 663 nt
Organism: Ectocarpus siliculosus
Lineage: Eukaryota; Phaeophyceae; Ectocarpales; Ectocarpaceae
Source: the annotation of a GenBank genome assembly
AUGACGGGCAAAGCCUUCGAAAGCGAAGAACUACGUGUGUUUCACAAGGCUUGCAGGGAAGGGAAGACGCUCGAAAUCGCGAACGCAAAGUUCAUCUCUCCAGAUUUGUUGAACACGCGGAGUGUUGUUACCGGGCGAACGGCGGUUCAUGAAGCUUGCGCGAACGGACACCGGGAUGCUCUUGAGCAGCUCUUGAAGCGAGGGGCAGACACACAAAAGACAACCUUCCUUGGGGGGGACACACCUCUUCAUUUGGCCGUGAACUCCGGCAAUAGAUCUGCUGUAUUCUUGCUCCUCCGGCACGGAUGCGACCCCAAUGUGCCCAACAAGUACUCUGCGACUAGUUUCCACUACGCUGGCAGCAAACCCACAAUCGCCAAGCUCCUUCUACGGUACGGCGGGAAAGUCUCCCUACGAGAUAACUCUAGGAAAACUCCUUGGGACCGUGUGCACGAGGAGUGUCCAGACAAUCGAGAGCUGAACAAGCUGAUGAAGGAGGCCUUCGACCGCGAGGAAGAGGCGCGUGCUAGGGCGGAGCUCGCACGGGUGAAAGAGGAGGAAGAUCGUGCCAAUGCCAAGAGGCGGGAAGCCAACGAGGCGAGGGAGAGGGGGAAGAUCGAGAAGACAGCAUCAGCGUAUAGGCAAUGGCGGGGGGGGGGCUAG